Messenger RNA from Lotus japonicus, 1241 nucleotides. Its product is annotated as probable protein phosphatase 2C 8. The record is from RefSeq and is a predicted model, not a curated record. Lineage: Eukaryota; Viridiplantae; Streptophyta; Magnoliopsida; Fabales; Fabaceae. Bases 60 to 1019 code for a protein of 319 amino acids. Gene Ontology annotation, biological process: protein dephosphorylation. The transcript is spliced from 10 exons. Gene Ontology annotation, molecular function: protein serine/threonine phosphatase activity.
UUGAUUUGUAGGGUUUGAACAUUUCUCAUCCUGCUUAGGAAAAAAAAACAGAGAAGAAAAUGAACGAAAACGCAGAGACCCUUAAGCGCGAAGCUGAUUCGGAACCUGUAGUUGCAUUGAAGAAGUCGAGGAUCGAAUCUUCAGAAGAGAAUGCUGCUGCAAAGGAAGUCACUUUCCACAUUGAAGCUGAUGCCGCUGAGGAUAAAGGGUCAAGGCAUACCAUGGAAGAUGCAUGGGUCGUGCUUCACGACGCAGCCCUAGAUUCCCCUGGAACUUUGAGAUGUGCACACUAUGCAAUUUAUGAUGGACAUGGAGGCCGCUUAGCUGCGGAGUAUGCGCAGAAGCAUUUGCAUGGGAAUGUUCUUUCAGCUGGAUUACCACGUGAGUUGUUGGAUGUAAAGACAGCUAAAAGAUCAAUACUUGAUGGUUUUCGUAAAACUGAUGAGUCUCUUCUUCAAGAAAGUGCUGAAGGGGGAUGGCAGGAUGGUGCCACAGCUGUAUGUCUUUGGGUACUGGGACAAAAAGUUUUUGUGGCAAAUGUUGGAGAUGCCAAAGCAGUUUUAGCUCGAUCGACUAUACCUGAUGGAUCUCAAGGUCACUCAGAUGGAGUCCAUGCCCUGAAAGCAAUUGUUUUAACAAGAGAACACAAACCUAUCUUCCCACAGGAGCGUGCACGAAUUCAGAAGGCCGGUGGUUUUGUGAGCUCAAAUGGAAGAUUACAAGGGCGUCUAGAAGUUUCUAGGGCUCUGGGAGAUCGUCAGUUUAAAAAGGUGGGUGUUAUUGCAACCCCAGAUAUCCAGUCCUUUGACCUUACUGAUAGAGAGCAUUUCAUCAUUCUUGGCUGUGAUGGCUUAUGGGGGGUAUUUGGUCCCAGUGAUGCUGUUGACUUUGUCCAGAAGUUAUUGAAUGAGGGACUACCUGUUACAACUGUGAGCCGGCGUCUUGUAAGGGAAGCUAUUCGCGAGCGCCAGUGCAAAGACAACUGCACUGCAAUUGUCAUUGUAUUCAAGCGCAAUUAAUCCCUGAGGCACCAUCUGGGGUACCAAAUAGAAAUAUGAUUUGUUUUCAGUUACUGCUUGCCAGAUGAAUGUAGGAUAUUUGUAUUGCCUAGCACUACUAACAAGUGAUGACACUGAACACAUAUCAAGGUUUUGUACUUUUGGUACUUAUGCAUGAUUGUAAUUGUAAUACAUGUUGAAGCAGUGGAUAAUUGUAAUAUAUGAUGAAGCAUUGGAAGUCAA